Molecule: messenger RNA, 3045 nt
Organism: Emys orbicularis (European pond turtle)
Lineage: Eukaryota; Metazoa; Chordata; Testudines; Emydidae
Gene: ERC2
Product: ELKS/RAB6-interacting/CAST family member 2
Exons: 17
Coding region: 1-3045 (1014 amino acids)
Biological process (GO): neuromuscular synaptic transmission; maintenance of presynaptic active zone structure; regulation of synaptic plasticity
Cellular component (GO): cytoskeleton of presynaptic active zone
Molecular function (GO): structural constituent of presynaptic active zone
Source: RefSeq, a predicted model, not a curated record
AUGUAUGGAAGUGCAAGAACAAUCAGUAAUUUGGAAGGCAGUCCUUCCAGGUCUCCUCGUUUGCCAAGAUCUCCUCGUCUGGGCCACAGGAGAACAAGCAGCGGGGGAGGUGGAGGAACGGGUAAGACACUAUCAAUGGAGAACAUCCAGUCCCUUAAUGCAGCCUAUGCAACAUCUGGACCGAUGUAUCUUAGUGACCAUGAAGGUGUAGCAUCUACUACUUUCCCAAAGGGCACAAUGACUCUUGGAAGGGCUACAAAUCGAGCUGUGUAUGGUGGUCGAGUCACAGCCAUGGGGAGUAGUCCAAAUAUUGCUUCAGCUGGACUUUCUCACACAGAUGUCCUUUCUUAUACUGAUCAGCAUGGAGGUCUGACCACAUCUUCACAUCAUCAUCAUCAUCAAGUUCCCUCUAUGCUGAGACAGGUAAGGGAUAGUACCAUGCUAGAUCUACAGGCUCAGCUCAAGGAACUACAAAGAGAGAAUGAUCUUCUGAGAAAAGAACUGGAUAUCAAGGACAGUAAGCUGGGAUCUUCCAUGAAUAGCAUCAAGACUUUCUGGAGUCCUGAGCUAAAAAAGGAAAGAGUCUUGAGAAAAGAAGAAGCUGCCAGAAUGUCAGUUCUUAAAGAGCAGAUGAGGGUUUCUCAUGAAGAGAACCAGCAUUUGCAACUGACCAUCCAGGCACUUCAAGAUGAGCUUCGGACUCAGAGAGACCUUAAUCAUCUUCUUCAACAAGAAAGCGGAAACCGAGGAACUGAGCAUUUUACUAUUGAGCUUACAGAGGAGAAUUUUCGAAGACUUCAGGCAGAACAUGAUAGACAGGCUAAAGAGCUCUUUCUCUUGAGAAAAACUCUAGAAGAAAUGGAGUUGAGAAUUGAAACACAAAAGCAAACACUAAAUGCCAGAGAUGAAUCAAUAAAAAAGCUUCUAGAAAUGUUGCAAAGUAAAGGUUUGCCAUCCAAAGGAAUGGAAGAUGACAACGAAAGAGCUCGAAGGAUGGCCGAGGCUGAAUCUCAGGUUAAUCAUUUAGAAGUGAUUUUAGACCAGAAGGAGAAGGAAAACAUACAUCUUAGAGAGGAACUACACAGAAGAACCCAACUUCAGCCUGAACCAGCAAAGACAAAAGCUCUUCAGACAGUUAUAGAGAUGAAGGACACAAAAAUAGCUUCACUUGAACGCAAUAUAAGGGAUCUCGAAGAUGAAAUACAGAUGUUAAAGACAAAUGGAGUUCUGAAUAUAGAGGACCGAGAAGAAGAGAUCAAACAAAUAGAAGUUUACAAGAGUCACUCAAAGUUCAUGAAAAAUAAGAUUGACCAAUUGAAACAGGAACUUUCAAAGAAAGAAUCAGAACUUCUCGCCUUACAAACUAAGCUUGAAACCCUUAGCAAUCAGAAUUCAGAUUGCAAGCAACACAUUGAAGUGCUUAAAGAGUCGCUUACUGCCAAAGAACAGAGAGCUGCCAUACUUCAGACAGAGGUUGAUGCCUUGAGAUUACGACUGGAAGAAAAAGAAACUUUUCUUAAUAAAAAAACAAAACAACUGCAAGACCUCACAGAAGAGAAGGGAACCUUGGCUGGAGAGAUUCGAGAUAUGAAAGACAUGUUAGAAGUAAAGGAAAGAAAAAUCAAUGUCCUUCAGAAAAAGAUUGAAAAUCUACAGGAGCAACUUAGGGAUAAAGAUAAACAGCUAAGCAAUUUAAAAGAUAGAGUGAAAUCAUUGCAGACGGAUUCCAGUAACACGGACACAGCUCUAGCAACAUUAGAAGAAGCUCUGUCAGAGAAGGAGAGAAUAAUAGAGCGCUUGAAGGAGCAGAGGGAACGGGAUGACCGAGAAAGACUGGAAGAAAUAGAAUCCUUUAAAAAGGAAAACAAAGACUUGAAGGAGAAAGUUAAUGCUUUACAAGCUGAACUAACAGAGAAGGAGUCUAAUUUAAUUGACCUCAAAGAACAUGCAUCAUCAUUGGCAUCAACAGGGCUGAAAAGAGACUCCAAAUUAAAGUCUUUAGAAAUAGCCAUAGAACAAAAGAAAGAAGAAUGUAGUAAGUUGGAAGCACAGCUGAAAAAGCAAGCUGAACAGUUGUUCAAUCAGAUGUACAAUCCAGCUCAUGAAGCUGAAGAAGAAGCUCGGCUGAACCCAGAAUUUGCAGACAGAAUGAAACAGCUUGACAAAGAGGCAUCUUACUACAGAGAAGAAUGUGGCAAAGCUCAAGCUGAGGUUGACAGACUUCUAGAAAUCCUCAAGGAAGUGGAGAAUGAGAAGAAUGACAAAGAUAAGAAAAUUGCUGAGCUAGAAAGACAUAUGAAAGAUCAAAACAAGAAAGUGGCCAAUCUGAAGCACAAUCAACAAAUGGAAAAAAAGAAGAAUGCUCAGUUGCUGGAAGAAGUUCGUAGGCGAGAAGACAAUAUGACAGACAACUCUCAGCACUUGCAGUUAGAAGAACUGAUGAAUGCACUGGAAAAGACCAGACAAGAAUUGGAUGCUACCAAAGCCCGUCUUGCCUCAACACAGCAGUCUCUGGCUGAGAAAGAAGCACAUCUGGCUAACCUCAGAAUAGAGCGGAGAAAACAGCUUGAAGAAAUAUUAGAAAUGAAGCAGGAAGCACUGCUUGCUGCAAUCAGUGAAAAAGAUGCAAACAUUGCCUUGCUUGAACUGUCUGCUUCAAAGAAGAAGAAGACUCAAGAGGAAGUAAUGGCUCUUAAACGAGAGAAAGACAGAUUAGUGCAUCAGUUAAAACAGCAGGUCUAUAGAAAUAGGAAACAGCCCCUGAGCAUGAACAUAUCAUCCAUUUGUGAUGCUGACUUCAUCACAGACAUUGCUGCCAAGUACCUGGGUUCCAGCCAUGAUGCACAUAUGUCUCAGACACAGAACAGAAUGAAACUGAUGGCAGACAACUAUGAUGAUGACCAUCACCACUUCCACCACCACCACCAUCACCACCAUCACCGGUCUCCUGGGAGGACCCAGCACUCAAAUCACCGACCCUCUCCAGAUCAGGAUGGUUAUUUCACUACUCCUGCACCACGCAGAUGCUGCUACGUGAUUACGUGA